CGGCCAGCUUAACAUCCCAUGGGCCGCCCGUGGGGCCAGCAGCUCUGCCCGGGCUGAGCUCCGUGCCGGGCCAGCCCUGGGGCCAGCAGCUCUGCCCGGGCUGAGCUCCGUGCCGGGCCAGCCCUGGGGCCAGCAGCGCGUCCCCAGCCUGAGCUCCGUGCCGGGCCAGCCCUGGGGCCAGCAGCCGUCCGUGCCAUCCCCGCGAUGCUGCGGCUGCUGCUGCUGCUGCUGAGCGGGGCGCUGGGCUGCGGGGCGGAGCAGGCAGCCCCGCUCGCCUUCACCAUGCUCCAGCUGACCCGCGUCUACAUGGGCAAUUCUAUGUUCCGGGGCAACGCCAGCCUGAAUGGGCAGAUCAGCCAUCUCCUGGACGAGAAUAAUGUCACCCAGGUGCUCCCGCUGGAGCCUCCGGACGCCUGGGCCCGGCGGCGGAACGAGGUGAUCACCUACCUGAGGAACUUCAGGCAGCUGGUGCAGCUCUUCAACAAGGAGAGACCCACCCAAUUCACCCAGCACCUGCGCUGCCACCUCGGCUGCCGCCUCUACCCCAACGGCACAGCCCAGAGCUUCUACGAGGUGACCCUCAACAAGACAGCGUUCCUCAUCUUCCACGUCCCCAACGCCACCUGGGAGCGGCGCUGGCCCGGAGAGCUCCCGGUGGCCGCCUUCGCCCAGGAGCAGCUGAUGAGAUACCCCACAACCACCCAGGACCUGCAGUAUUUCCUCAACACCACCUGUGUCAGCAUCCUGCAGGCUCAGAGCACCAGGACAGGAAAAGUCAGCGGCCGAUCCCGCGCUCCGCUGGUGCUGGGGCUGGUCCUGGGAAGCCUGGCCCUGCUGGGCAUGGCCCUGGGCAUCUUCCUGUGCACAGGAGGGAGCUGCUAGCGUGGGCAGCCAUCCCAUGUCACCCCGUGGACUCAGGGGACAAGCCCAUCAUCUUCCCGUGCAUCCAUCACCACCCUCUGGAGGCAGGGGACAGACCCAUCAUCUCCCUGGGGAGGCAGGGGAUGGAUCCAUCAUCUUCCCAAGGAUCCAGCAACUCUCCAUGGAUCCAUCAUCCCCCUGGGGAGGCAGGGGCUGGAUCCAUCAUCCCUGCACAGAGACAGAGGAUGGAUCCCUCAUCCUCCCGUGGAGGCAGGGACCAAGCCCAUCCCUCACAAGGGAUGCAAGUCCCUUGUGCCACAGACUUUGCUCCCCAAGGACGCCAAGUGGCUUUCCUGUUCCAGCCAACUGGCCCCACCAGCAGCCCUGUGGACAGUCCUCAUGCUGGACAGUGCACUGAAACUCCACAAAGAACACUGGGCAUGGAUGGAAAAAUGGGGGGGGGAGCGGCAUGGGGGGAAAGCAGCAGGAGAAACAGCCAUGGAAUGCUUGAAAGGAUGGUGUUAAACCCUCACUUCUCCCUGUUCCAGUGGGGAUGGAGGGAGGAUGUCAGACCUGGUGUAAUAAAACCACUCAUCAGCUCUCAGCA
This is a messenger RNA of Oenanthe melanoleuca, 1468 nucleotides long. It is a transcript of the gene PROCR, whose product is annotated as protein C receptor. The transcript has 4 exons. Gene Ontology annotation, molecular function: signaling receptor activity. Gene Ontology annotation, biological process: negative regulation of coagulation. Lineage: Eukaryota; Metazoa; Chordata; Aves; Passeriformes; Muscicapidae. The coding region runs from base 205 to 882 and encodes 225 amino acids. The record is from RefSeq and is a predicted model, not a curated record.